AUGAAAAGCAAGACGAGUUUUAUUCCACAAGAAGGAGAGGCACAUCCUUCCCGAUGUCCGGAUAACAGUGCAUUCAAACAACAGAAGCUACCAGCUUGGAAGCCCCAGCUUACCAUUGCGACUGUGCUCUCCAGCUUCUUUCUCAUAGGCACCUUCUGCCUUUCUGUGGGAGUCUGCCUCAUACUGUCCGCAAACAGCGUCAGAGAAAUCCAGAUUGAUUAUUCAGAUAAAUGCUCAGAUUGUUCAAAACUCCGUGAAAAUUCCUCUAAUUGGAAUAAGGAAUGCCACUGUUUUGUUAAUUUCACGCUAAAGGAAGAUAUAUUGGGUGACGUUUUUAUGUACUACGGCCUGCAAAACUUCUAUCAGAACCACCGUCGAUAUGUGAUAUCAAGAAGUGAUGCACAAUUGUUGGGUCGAAAUGUAAAUAUUCAGAAGAGUUACUGCACACCCUUCAUCACCUACCAAAAUGGGACGCCCAUGGCUCCAUGUGGUGCUAUUGCCAACAGCAUGUUCAAUGAUACUAUUCAUCUUUUGUACAAUCUUAACUCAUCUGUUAUUCAAGUACCACUGCUGAAGACUGGAAACAGUUGGUGGACAGAUAAAAAUGUGAAAUUUCGCAAUCCAAAAUCAUGCAAUCUCUCUUCUGCGUUUGCAGGGACAGCAAGACCUCCUUACUGGCAGAAACCAGUAUAUUUGUUAGACGAGGAAGAUGAAAGGAACAAUGGUUAUGUAAACGAUGACUUCAUUAUCUGGAUGCGAGUGUCGGCCUUUGCUACAUUCAGAAAUCUUUACCGUCGUGUCAGACGGAUAAGGCAGUUUGCAGGUGGUCUCCCAGCAGGGAACUAUACUUUUCAUAUUUCCUAUAAUUUUCCUGUUACCAAAUUCAAGGGGAGGAAGCACGUGAUUCUUUCAACUGUGGUAUGGAGCGGAGGAAGUAACCCAUUCCUGGGAAUUGCCUAUGUGGUUUCUGGCACAGCAGCAACCCUGACAGGUUUUGUCAUAACUGCCAUCCACUUAAAGCUCAGAAAAAAGAAAACAUACUUUCAGAAGUAAUAAGUUUCCCUGGCUUUCUGAACAAAGGCAAAGGUGUGCUGUGAACAAAGAACAUACAGCGCAGACCUUUCAUUCUUUCUCCUCAGCUUUGGAUCUGUUUCAGUAAUAGGUUUGGUGAACAUAAGCAAAUUGACGGACAGUGCUAUUCCAUCAUCCAAACCCAAACUUACCUGAGGCUGCAUUCUUAUUAAUGUCUGUGUGCUCCUAAAUUUGUUUCCUAGGAAACUUGUAAUGAGAUGAGCUUCAAACAA
Molecule: messenger RNA, 1304 nt
Organism: Balearica regulorum gibbericeps (East African grey crowned-crane)
Lineage: Eukaryota; Metazoa; Chordata; Aves; Gruiformes; Gruidae
Product: cell cycle control protein 50C
Biological process (GO): phospholipid translocation
Cellular component (GO): Golgi apparatus; endoplasmic reticulum; plasma membrane
Source: RefSeq, a predicted model, not a curated record